Messenger RNA from Lethenteron reissneri (Far Eastern brook lamprey), 942 nucleotides. RefSeq lists its product as uncharacterized. Lineage: Eukaryota; Metazoa; Chordata; Hyperoartia; Petromyzontiformes; Petromyzontidae. The record is from RefSeq and is a predicted model, not a curated record.
CGAUUUGGUGAUUUAGCCGUUCAUCGAUUCUGGAGUCGGGAAGGAAUCUAAACUAAGCAGUCCGCGUUUGAGCGAUGUCGCACGCCUCAGACCCUCCCAGGAUGUUCCAAAUUCUCCGCUACGCGGUGCCGCCGCCUCCGGCUCAGGAGACGCGCCUCGAAGCCUCUGGGCCGCUGCCCGAGACCUCCGCCUGCCCUGUGGUGGCCACCGGCGGUGACGGAUACGGUGACAGUGACGGUGACGGCGGCAGCGGUGACGGCCCCGGUAACGUCCCGACGCUUGUACGCAAGGUUCGGCAAAGGAGACGGAUGUCGCUGCACAGGAACGAGCGCGGCUUCCCGGCGGCGGUCUUGCCGGCGCCGCUUGCCGCCCCCCUCGCCGCGGCGUCACGGACGCAGCGCCGGCGUGGCGGCCGCUACCAGCCCGGACGUCCACGCGGGAACUUCUUUAGCUCCGACGUGCCGAGUCCGCCGCGCCCGGAGGCGGUGCUUGCGAAGGGCAGCUUCGCGCCGCCCACAGAGUCGCUGCGUCCGACGCUUGAGGAGCCGCACCGUCCCCGCCUGGUGGAACAAGCAGCCGCAGCGCCGGCAGCAGCCAGCGCCGCCCCCUCGGGGGGCCCUAGGGGGGGUGGGGCUCGGGGCUCGGGGCCGGCGUCACGGACUCGCUCCCACGACGCUGCACUCCGCUAGCCGGGCGGCUCUCGCGCUCCCCUCACCGUCUUCUGCUUUGCCGCUAGUGACACGUUGUGAGGUGCUCGGUCUCACACUCACCUCGUUGUGCUGUUGACAGAGGGUCGACUUUGCCGCUAGUGACGCGUUGUGAGGUGCACAGUCACACUCACCUUGUUGUGUUGUUCACAGAGGGUCGACUUUGUCACUAGUGGCGCGUUGUGAGGUGCUCAGUCUCACACUCACCUUGUUGUGUUGUAGACAGAGGGUCGAC